Messenger RNA from Microthlaspi erraticum, 1596 nucleotides. The record is from the annotation of a GenBank genome assembly. Lineage: Eukaryota; Viridiplantae; Streptophyta; Magnoliopsida; Brassicales; Brassicaceae.
AUGACUAGGAGGUCCAACAAGGACAACCUAGUUGAACAUCCAGAGAUAGACAAGCUUGAGAAGCAACUUAGGAAGCAGAAAGCCCAAGAGAUGGCCGACGAAGCAGCUCGCGCUCACGCCGCUGAAGUGGCGCGCGCUCAAGAAGAAGGAAGAGAUCCACCUCCUCCUCCUCCUAACCCUGCUGGAGAUGUGAACGCACAACCCCAAGCUGGAGCACCUACAAUCGGAGACUAUGACUCUGCCGAUGCUUUCUUCAUGGAUAGAAACCCUAUCCAUCCACCACCACCUGCAAGGAAUGACUAUGAGAUCAAGCCUCAGAUCAUUGCAUUGGUUAGACAGAACCAAUUCAAUGGACUUCCAGCUGAGCACCCUCUUGAUCACAUAGAAAACUUUGAAGAAAUUUGCAGCACUACAAGAUCCAAUGGAGUCUCUGCUGACUACCUUAAGUGCAAGCUCUUUUCAUUCUCUCUUGGCGACAAAGCUUCAAGAUGGUUGAAGUCUCUGCCAGCUCACUCCAUCACCACUUGGGAUGAGUACAAGGCUGCAUUCAUCAACCACUUCUACACCAACAGAGAUCAAUUUCUGGACUGCCCUAAUCAUGGUUUCAAUGAGGGAAACCUAUGGAACAUCUUCUAUCGUGGCAUAGACCACAAGUACAAGCUUUCAUUGGACACAGCAAGCAAUGGAAACUUCAUGACCAAGACUGUUGAUGAAGCUAAGGUUCUUAUUGAGAAUCUUGCAGCUAGUGAUUGUAACAACUGUCCUGAUUAUGACCGCUCAAGCCGCACCACUACUAGCUCCCCUGAUUCUUUUCAAAUGACUGAACUCAAGAACAUGAUGGCUCAAGUUCUUAAGGGACAGCUCAAGCAUAUCAAUGCAAUAGAAGGGAUGAGUGAUGCUAAUGAAGAUUCAUCAAGAGAAUGCAUGGGAGAUUUCUCUAAUGAAGCCAAUGAAGAAGAUGUGAACUACAUUGGAAACUAUGGGAACAAGGGAUACAAUCCAAGCUAUCGCCCAAACCCCAACAUGUCUUAUAGAAACCCCAAUGUGGAGAAUCCUCAAGACCAAGUGUAUCCUCCAAGGUAUCCACAACAACAAAGACCUCCUUACCAAUCUCAAGGAAGUCAAUUUCAGCCAAGGCAAGGAUAUGAGCAGAGAUCAUCAUAUCCGCCCAAGGAGCCAUAUGCUUCUUCACCAAAUCAAGCUCCUCCAAACCAACAAGGUGGGAGAUUUGAAGGAAUCCUCCAACAGAUCAUGGAUGGCCAGAAGAGAAACACUAAAGAGAUGUAUGAGAAGAUGGACACUUUGUUCAGCAAUCUCAACACCAAGUAUGAUGCUGUUGCCACUCAUGUGAAGAAACUAGAGACUCAAGUCACUCAAACUAUGGAAGCUGUUAAGAGACAGGAAGCUGAAUCCAAGAAGUCCUUUUGCAACUCAGCCGCCAUAGAAGAAAGAUUUGAAGACCAAGUUCCAGAAUGGAUGCUUUCAAAACCUACUGUUGAUUGCAUGAUUUGGCCUGAAGAGAAUUACCCAGAGAGAGAGUCCAAUCGAGCUAGAAAGAGAAGACUCUUCCCAAAGAUUAUCCCCAAGACAGACUAG